Messenger RNA from Theobroma cacao (cacao), 2429 nucleotides. Its product is annotated as protein PIN-LIKES 3-like. Lineage: Eukaryota; Viridiplantae; Streptophyta; Magnoliopsida; Malvales; Malvaceae. The record is from RefSeq and is a predicted model, not a curated record. Gene Ontology annotation, cellular component: membrane. Gene Ontology annotation, biological process: endoplasmic reticulum to cytosol auxin transport.
UCCGUGUAUCCUUCUUCAAAUGAGACGCAUAUGUCACCUACUGGGGAUAUCUUCAAUGAGUUAACACCAUAAAAAACUAUUGAAAGAGGUUCAGAGAUUUUUUGGCUCCUAAACUCUGGAAAUCAAGUUUAGCUUGAGUUUUUCCAGAAUCAAAGUAGCCAGCAGGUGUGUACACUCUCUCAAGCUGCUGCAUGCAUGUCAACUUACAGGCCAAUCUUUUGCUUUUCUCGCAGGCUGCAUUUCAUCCUUGGUAUUGUUUUACAGUUUAGAUUCUUCACAGUAAAAGCAAAUAAGAGUAAGAAUGAUAGAAUCUGCUAUUGUCAUUUAGUCCUGGAUAUGAAUAGGUGCAUUUUAAUAAGUUUUUCAGCAAUCAAAGACAAUUUUAAUUGGCUCAAACCUUCCUGUUUUUCAAACUUUGAGUUUGUCAUCUACUAUAUGUGAUUAGGGAGAAUUUAAUUGUGUUUUCUUCCAAGAAACAGGCAGCUUCAUCAGUUUCUCAUUCCAAUCUUAAGAAUACUGGUACUGGUGAAAGAAAAAAUAGUAAGUUGCAGUACUAUAUUUGGAUAGACCUUUUGUGAGGAAUGCAUAAAUUGGAUACUAGAGAAUAGUCAUUUUGAAGUUCCAUUUUCUUUUUCCCCAUAUGCAUGUAACUCUUUGUUAGGUGGGCACGUGAACGUCUCAAUUCACUUAGAGCAAGUUCUUAUCUGAAAUUUUAGAAAGCCUGUCUUUUCAAUGUCCUCUUUCCCUUUCCUGUUGUUGGACUUUUUUAGUUACUAGGCAUAAGCCGUGAUUUCUCUUCAAAAUCAGCAUGGUUUUCAAACAUAAUCAAACUUCCUAAAUACAGUAGUAUUGUUGGAACCUUUUUCCUUCAUCUAUUUAUUUUGGCUCAGAAAGGCUUCUUAAAAUCUUUCUUGCUGCUAGAAGUUUUGAGAUUUUUCCUAAAAGAUUUAAAACAAAGUUUGGCAAUGGGAUUUCUGGAUAUGUUUGUUGUGGCACUGAUGCCAGUUCUAAAAGUAUUACUGGUAACUGCUGUGGGCUUGCUUCUUGCCAUGGAAAAAAUAGAUCUCUUGGGGCCAGAGGCAAGGAACUACUUGAACAAAAUUGUAUUCUAUGUGUUAAGUCCUUCUCUUUUGGUCAGCAACUUGGCCGACACUAUAACUUACAACAGUGUGGUUACUUUGUGGUUCAUGCCAUUGAAUAUUCUCCUAACAUUCAUUAUUGGCUCAGCUCUUGGUUUGGUUCUCAUAAAAAUCACUAAAACCCCUGAACACCUUCGAGGAAUUGUCAUUGGUUGUUGUUCUGCAGGAAACUUGGGAAACUUGCUUCUCAUUCUUGUUCCAGCCGUAUGUGAGCAGUCAAAUAGUCCAUUUGGAGAUUCAUCUACUUGCUCUACAAAUGCUGUGGCUUAUGCUUCACUAUCUAUGGCAGUAGCCGCCUUCUAUACUUGGUCAUAUUCGUAUGCUGUGGUGAGUGCUUAUGCUAUCAAGAGCCCGGAACACAAGUCUACCCAUUCUUCUGAAGAGGCCCCUGAUCCAUCUUCAGACAGUUGCACGGAAGCACUACUACCGUCGAGUUAUAGCCAAAUUUCUGAAGAAAGCUCAGUGCAAGUUGAAUUGCCUCUCACCAACUCUGGGGAAAGAACAAAGAUGUCAUUUUGGAAGAAGAUUGUUCAGUGUGUAAAGAGCAUUAUGAGCAAGAUCGACCUGAAGAUGGUGUUCGCACCAUCAACUAUUGCAGCGAUUAUUGGGUUUAUCUUCGGGAUAGUCUCUCCAAUCCGAAAAGUACUAAUUGAUGAUAGUGCCCCUCUUCAUGUAAUUUACACUUCUGCAGCUUUCAUAGGGGAGGCAGCCAUUCCCUGUAUGACCUUGAUAAUGGGGGCAAACCUUCUCAAAGGUCUAAAAAGAUCAGAAGUGAAUCUGUUAGUCAUUAUAGGGGUGGUAGCAGUGCGGAACAUUUUCUUGCCUCUCUUGGGGAUUGGUGUUACUAAAGCUGCAUAUCAUUUUGGAAUGGCUGGAUCAGAUUCCUUGUAUCAAUUUGUUCUUAUGCUUCAAUACGCUGUUCCUCCUGCAUUCAACGUGUAAUGACACAACUAUUUCAACGUGGUCAGGGUGAAACUUCUAUUAUUAUGCUAUGGACUUAUGCUGUAGCUUCAAUCUCCUUGACACUUUGGUCAACAUUGUUCAUGUCGCUUGUAGCAUGAUUUAUAAUUCAAAUUCCAUUACUCCAGCUUUUGCCACCAUAACACCACAAGUAUGUAACUUGAUUAUAGGCACAUUGGUUAAGUUUGCUUUGCUUCAAUUUCAUGAUUUUUGAAAGCUGUGCUUGAAGCUUUUUGUAGCUUUUUGUUUGAUGUAAAUCUUUCUAUUUCAUGUAAGAGAUUUGUAACUGAUGAAAUAUUGGUACUAAUUUCACAUUUAUUUAAUUUUCAA